Messenger RNA from Magallana angulata, 2389 nucleotides. Its product is annotated as aldose reductase-related protein 2-like. The transcript is spliced from 10 exons. Gene Ontology annotation, cellular component: cytosol. Gene Ontology annotation, molecular function: aldose reductase (NADPH) activity. The record is from RefSeq and is a predicted model, not a curated record. Bases 189 to 1154 code for a protein of 321 amino acids. Lineage: Eukaryota; Metazoa; Mollusca; Bivalvia; Ostreida; Ostreidae.
CAACCGGAACACACAUCAUUAGUUACAUGACUGUGGGGUUUCGUUGCAUUCCGGGAUGAAAUGUACAUUACCGGAACCAAAAACAUGCGAUUCAUAAACAUAGUCUAGAUAAAAACCCAGAGAAUUCCAAAUCAAAACAUUUUGGAUCUACCUACACACCAAAACAAUCCUACACAAACGGUUGAACAAUGGAUGCUUCUUUAAGCUCUGUAAAGCUAUCCAAUGGGUUACAUAUGCCAUCCAUAGGGCUAGGAACAUGGCAGAGCCCGAAGGACGAGUUGAAAGUUGCGGUCCGUGUGGCCCUGGACGCUGGAUACCGACACAUAGACACUGCCUACAGUUACUUGAAUGAAGACGCCAUCGGAGAGGUCCUACAGGAAUAUAUCAAGAGUGGAAAAGUGAAGAGAGAAGAUUUGUUUAUCGUUACCAAGUUAGCAAUGAUUCAUAUGGAACCAACGCUGGUCAAGAGGUCCAUUGAGAUGAGUCUGAAGAAGCUACAGCUGGACUAUGUGGACCUCUACCUAAUCCACUUUCCUGUGCAGUUCGCUUAUGAAGGCAAUGAUGAGAAAGUAUUUCCUGUUACUGAGGCAGGUGGUUGGAAGGCAGCAGAGAAGACAGAUCUGAUAGGAACAUGGAAAGCUAUGGAAGAACUGGUCGACUUAGGGUUAACGAAAUCUCUCGGUCUGUCCAACUGUAGUAUUUCACAGGUUGAAAGGAUUUGUAAGAUCUCCAAACACAAACCAGUCAGUAAUCAGGUGGAAUGUCACAUCUAUCUUCCACAGAAUGAGCUCUUUGAUGCUUGUAAAAAGCUUGGUUUGGCAGUUACAGCUUAUGCACCAUUUGGCUCGCCAGGAAGAUUUGAACAAUUGAGAGAAAUAGAUGCACCUGUUGUCCUAGAGGAUCCAGUGAUUACCAAAAUUGCCAAGAGAUACAGCAAAUCUCCUGCACAUAUACUGCUUCGUAAUCUUCUUCAAAGAGGCAUAAUUGUGAUUCCAAAGAGUGUGACCCCUCACAGAAUUCGCAGUAACAUUCAGGUGUUUGAUUUUUCUCUAAAAAAGGAAGAAAUGGAUGAAAUAGCAGGCAUUAAAACAAAAAGACGUUUUUUUGGCGCUAUGACAUCAAGCUUUUCAGAUCACCCAGAGCGACCCUGGUGAAAAAUUGUAGCAUAAAAACGAAAGUUGGUUUGAAAUUCUCUUUUACGUAUCUGUAUAUGUAUUACAACUGUUGUACAAUCAAAUUCUAGAUUGAUCUUAAAAUGACACAGUGACUCUAAAGGCAUUUCACUUUCGCUUCAGGCAAAUAAAUUGCCAUUCUAAUAGAGAUUUUUAAUUUUCUGGGAUUUUGGACAAAUUCUGAUAUUCACAAUCUAUCAUGGUGGUAUUUCAAAGUUGUUUUUUGUUAAACCAAAGAAGAAAUGAACAUUUGUGGGUGUGUAUAUAUAUAUAUAUAUAUAUAUAUAUAUAUAUAUAUAUAUAUAUAUAUAUAUAUAUAUAUAUAUAUAUACAUACAUACCAUCUCUGUUGUUUAAAGUGUAUCAUUUAAAUGAAAUAUGUAUAUAAACAUUGUGUAUUUGAAAUUGAUAUUUGGCCUAGUUAGUUAGUGGUUCAGGCGUCAUGAUGUCAAUUAACAUAAUCCUUUUUUAUAAAGAUACGUUUUUGUAUCCGAUAUUGUUGUUGGCUUUUAUUGGAAUCAUGGUAGAGUAUUUUUACUAUUUGUAUUACAAGAGACUUCUGAACAUGUAAUAUAACAGGCUUAAACAGAAUUCUUAAUCAUUGACAUCUCGAGUAGUUUUAAUGUGUAAAGUAUAUAAAUAUAUUUACACAUUUCCCUAAUGUUUACUGUGACGUUCAAUUUUCAAUAUCUACUUUUAAGAAAAAAAUGUUUAUCCAAGGUUUCUGACACUAUAUUUUUUGUCGCGGAAGCUAACUAAAUAACAUGUUAUUUAUGGCUGUUCCAUGUAUGUUUCAUAUCCCUGACUAAGAGCGCAAAUAUUGGCUUUAUAGCGACGAUACACAAAAUUGCAUACAAAUAGACAUCAGUAUGAAAAUAUAAAUAUAAGCAAUAACACCAAGCCUGAGCACGGCGUACAAAUAUAUAUAAACGUCAUCAGGCAUUUAUUAUUGUAAAAAAAAAAUGAAACUAAACGUUUGAUUUAUAUUUACAUUACUGAUUUGAUAUUUGAUUAUUUUAAAAAAAAGUUGUUAAAUGACAUCUAUUCGUUAAUAAAAAGACGAAGUUUCCCGCAAAUGCGAACUAAAUAGCAUGUUUUUUAUGACUGUUCCGUCUGUUAUUCAUAUCCAUGACAAAGAGCGUAUACAUGUUAUGGAUUUUUAAAAGCGACGAAACACAAAUAUUUCAUUGAAAUAAACAUCAAUAUAUUUAUAAGCAU